UCCGUCGUCCGUCGUACGUCUCCCCCGCCCGCGGCCGUGCGCGGUGCGCCCAGCAGCGGGGAUGUGCGCCGCGGGCGAGCGCUGCGAGCUGUGCGGCGCGGGGGCGGACGUGCACUGCCGGGCCGACGCGGCGUUCCUCUGCUGGCCGUGCGACGCCGAGGUGCACGGCGCCAACACCCUCGCGUCCCGCCACCGCCGCACGCGCGUCUCGCAGUCCAGGGGCGUCGUUCGCGUGCGCUGCGAGGUGGCGCUCGAGGGCUGGGCCCGGCGGAUGGGCCUCGAGGAGGGGGCGGCGCACCGGUGUGCCGAGGCGGCCGCGCGCGUGAUCCGGACCGAGGUCGCCGUGGCGGCGCCGCGCAUGCCGCUGCUCGUCGCGAUGGCGGCCGCGCUGUGGUGGGAGGUGGCGGCUCACGGCGUCCACGAGCCUGAGGACGCGCUCCAGCGCUUGGAGGCCAGUGCGCACGUGCCGGCAAGGCUGCUUGUGGCGGUGGCAGCGGCGAUCGGGCGCGCGCGCGCCAGGAAGAGGACGGCCGCAGUGAACGCCUAGGAGGGGCCAGGUCGAAUGCCCGUGUACCCAGCAAUGACGGGCCUGCGGCCUUUUAGAUAUAUGGGUAAUUAAAAAAUAUCAUCAUGAAAAAUAAUCGACAAGUCAUGUAUCUUAUGAGCGUAUGAGCAUGAGCUAACUUCCUUGAUAGUAAUUUCUCAUAAGAAAACUCCUUGAUAGUAUCAAUGUACUCCUUUCGUUUUUUUAGU
Messenger RNA from Triticum dicoccoides, 753 nucleotides. Its product is annotated as zinc finger protein CONSTANS-LIKE 1-like. The transcript has a single exon. Gene Ontology annotation, molecular function: zinc ion binding. Bases 62 to 547 code for a protein of 161 amino acids. Lineage: Eukaryota; Viridiplantae; Streptophyta; Magnoliopsida; Poales; Poaceae. The record is from RefSeq and is a predicted model, not a curated record.